AAAACAGACCUCAUCGCAACAUUUCCUAAAGCUGUCAGAGCGUUCAAGAGUUUUAAAAUCAAUGAUCUGGACAUUAAAAAUGCGCAUUUUGUGAAUGCUACAAAACAACAAUCCUGUCUUCAUCGAUCUAAUGAAUCAAAAGCCAUAAGCCCCCCACCUCAACACAGAUUAUUUCUUGAAAACUUCUUAAAUUCAAAUUCAAUCAGUAGACUAAUAAGCGCUUGUUUCAAGAAUGUAGAAAUGAACGUAUCCCACAAAGCGUUUGACAUGUUUGCAAAUGGGAGACCAAAAUGUGUAAUUCAUCCUCAUAAGCACGAUUUUGGAAAGCUUGUUUAG
Molecule: messenger RNA, 336 nt
Organism: Funneliformis mosseae
Lineage: Eukaryota; Fungi; Glomeromycota; Glomeromycetes; Glomerales; Glomeraceae
Source: the annotation of a GenBank genome assembly